Molecule: messenger RNA, 1356 nt
Organism: Drosophila serrata
Lineage: Eukaryota; Metazoa; Arthropoda; Insecta; Diptera; Drosophilidae
Source: RefSeq, a predicted model, not a curated record
UGUUAUUCGUCUGAGUCCGUCAGUUCCUGAGUACAAAUCAGUUCUAGUCUGAACGUUGAUUAUUUCGAAACACGUCCAGAAAUCGGAAGCUGCUCAAAAAACAAUCUGGGAAUCGAUAUUCCGCAAAGAAGAUGCAUAGACAGCGUUCGCCUUUCACCGGCGGCACGGGAGGAUUCGGCGCCACUCCGUUUAACUUCAAUGCUCCACAGUUUGGCGAGGGUGCAGGUCAAGGGUUCAGCCACGUUACCGAUGGCCUCAAUGGAAUGCCUUUCAUGGGUCAGCCGACCAUUAAACCGAUGAUGCGUUCCAUUAGUCGCCAGCGUCAGUUGGCCGAAGACGGCAAUGGUCUGGAUUCCUUGCCGCCGAUUAUGCCCAUUAUGGCCCAGCGCCUCCUCAGCAGCAGCGGCGGUGUUGUGGGACGUGGUCAGGCCGGUAAAGCGCCCUUCGUCCCCACAGCGUUUGCUCCCUACGAGGGUGAUACACACUUGCUGAAGGAUUCACCCAAGCCAGGGUGCAAGUACAUGCCGGACCAGAGUGUGGAGUCACAGAAUCUGCUUCAGUCACUUCGCUCAGAGGGACAAACAGCCGCCAAGGAUACCGAUUCCGAAAGUGAUCAAUGCAUGCAGGGCGCAGACCUAGCACCCGAAUCCCGCUGGCACCGCAUCCUUGAUUGCGUGUUGGAAACUGUACCGGAGCAGCGGCGUCGUCGUUGGAAGGCUUCGCUCAUCCGCUACAGCCAGAGCGCCAUCGCCAGGCACAUGCUGAUCGUGCUGCAGAUGCUCGUCCUGCUGGCUCGUAGCGCACUCGUCCUGGCCGCGCCUAUAGGAAAAGCCAUGGGUCACUGGCGCUUUGGGAUUUGGCGCACCAAGUUCCAGCUGCGCAGCACAAUGCGCCAGAUGCUGUGGCGCAUGGCCAAUGCGAAGGCUAACGACACCGUGGUCUUUCUCAUCGUGGUGCUGGCCACGCCCUGGCUCUUCCUCGUCAGCCUGGUCGGCUUUUCCUUUUCACUUGCCUUCUCCUUAAAAAAGGGACUAACGGAGGGUGUGCGUCAGAUGCGCGUGCGACUGGCCUAGGGACCAGGUCAAUCACGGGGGGAGGAGGAGGAGGUACCUCAAGGACCAUCCAUAAUGAACCCCAAUAACACAACCGUACUUGAGCAACGGCUUUCCUGGAGACAAAACAACCUGAACAUCAUAUAUACUUAGUGUUGCAGCAACGACACAAACACAGGAAGAGCAAGGACACUUCAUUUUACUUAGCAAGACGUGAUAUCAACCAAGGAAGACUGUUCUUUGAGACUCCUUUUAAUGCUAUAGAAAAAUGCUGAAUAAAUUUCCAGUUUUUAUCUCACAGAAA